Puntigrus tetrazona (Sumatra barb) is the source of this 645-nucleotide messenger RNA. Its product is annotated as RIMS-binding protein 2-like. Lineage: Eukaryota; Metazoa; Chordata; Actinopteri; Cypriniformes; Cyprinidae. Gene Ontology annotation, molecular function: protein binding. The coding region runs from base 1 to 645 and encodes 214 amino acids. The record is from RefSeq and is a predicted model, not a curated record. The transcript is spliced from 6 exons. Gene Ontology annotation, biological process: neuromuscular synaptic transmission.
AUGUGGGCGACUUCAGUCCGGGCAGGGCGUAUUUGCCAGCAAGACCGCCUGCGUGUGGAAAUCACCACUGGACCCUCAGAGAUUGUGUUAGAGCCCAGAGCAUAUGGAGAAAAUGAGGUGAGAGUCUUUGUUGCCCUCUUCCCGUGCGAUCCUGCAGUCAUGUCACCCAAUCCUGAUGCGCUGAAGAGGAGCUUCCUUUUAAAGAGGGACAGAUUAUCAAAGGUUUAUGGGGACAAAGAUGCAGAUGGUUUCUACCGAGGUGAGGCGGCUGGCCGUCGUGGCUAUGUGCCGUGUAAUAUGGUUUCAGAGAUCCAGGUUGAUGAUGAGGAGACCAGAGACCAGCUCCUGAUGCAGGGCUUCCUCUCCACAGAGGCGUCCAUGGAAAAGAUAGUGGAGUCGGCUGCGGUGUGGGACGACACGUCCGCUCCGGACUCCUCCAGUCAAGACCUCAGCCGCUCCGCCGGUCCGAUGGGAAGCUCCAGACCUCGCAGGAUGGUGGCCAUCUUUGACUACGACCCCAGAGAGAGCUCUCCUAACGCAGACAUAGAGGCCGAACUGACCUUCAGCGCGGGGGACAUCAUCUAUGUGUUCGGAGACAUGGACGACGACGGCUUCUUUUACGUGAGUUUCUUUCAUGUCUGUUAG